AUGAAGUCUUUUAUUUUCAUCGCCACUGUCCUGAACGCAGCGGAGGUUGUGUCCGCCAAUGCCUUCGCCGCGAUGGAGGCACCGGCAGAUACAUGGUGCAUCACAUACCUGUCUACCUACCUUGCUGCAGUCACCAACCAAGGUAACCUCUCGCCAACUGAUAGACCGGGCAUUGAGCUACCAUCUGCACAAAAUUCUGGUCGACUCCCCUUUGCACCAUCUCUUCGUCCUACCUUUGCACGAAACACUUCGGUAUCCAUAACAAGAUCCGCUCUGAGUACGGACAUUGGUCCAGAUAGCGCGCUCUUUACAUCGGACGUGAUUAGUACCACUGAUACGCCUCCCGUUGAGUCCGAAUCCUCCGACUUGGACGCCGACCCAACCGCCGUACAGGAGAGUUCUGCAAUUUUUACAAUUACCGAUGGUCUCUCUACGGCGGUCACCCUCACGACUGAUGCGGAGCCCACUUCAACCUCCACUGAUAUCAUCGAACCUGCGGGACGGAACGUCAUCUUCCUUGUUCAGACCGGCGUCAAUGAGAAACGAUCCUUCUAUAAACGUGCAAACAACGAGUUUGUUGGAGACAACAAUCCUGACGUGUGCACAUUCGCAGCUACUUUCAAUCUCGCUGAAGAGGAAGGUCAGCUCUUUGCUGGAGGCCUACCUAUCCAUUACGCUGGUGAGGACUUCAAAGAGCUAUCUCCGCAAGGACGUCCUCCGAGUGGUAGUGUCACAUCGGGAUUUACCGACUCUGGUGGUAGACUUGCAUUCAGGAACUCGGAGCUGCCAAACGGUGAAGCAGGUUUCUGUCAAGAUGCGGAUGGUCAGGUUUAUAUCACCUUUAGCACUGGACCAUCGGGGUGCACGCCUGUCAGUCUAGGAAUCUACAACGUUGAGCAAUGUCAGGACGGCAGACUGGUCGGUCUUGAUGAGUUGACGUCAAGUGUACCUGGGACUGUCACUGCGACGGCAGAGGAGACCCUCUUCACUCAAUCAGAGUCUGGAGAGCUCCCGGAGUCUACUGGUCUCGUUUCAUCUGAGUCGGUUAUCUCAGAGUCUGAGACAUCUGUAUUUGAGGCAUCUACCGCGCCUUCGUUGGAUGUCACAGAGUCAUCCACUCAGGCGUCAGACGAUCCAGCCUCUGUGCCCCCGGCCGCUUCGACUUCAGAACCUGCAACAGAGACAUCUGACCUAUUGGAAUCCACCGCGACCUCCAACGAUGGGUCAGAACCCUCCACAACCUCCGGCGUGGAAUCUCAAGCUACGAAAGAGAUCGAGAUGUCUGACACAGAAACUACCAUGAUGACUUCGCUUGCAGAAACAACUGUCAUUUCUGAAACAGCAGAAACUACUGGAGUUGAUACAUCCAGCACAAAAGUCGACAGUGACGUUGAUACCACAAUUGCAGAUACUAUGGACACUACCACAACCAAUGGCGACACAGCGACCACAGAUACUACUACCGCCACUGAAGGUGACGCAUCCAGUACAGAAGUCACCAGCGACAUCGAUACCACCACUGCAGAUACUAUGGAAGCUACCACAACCAAUGCUGACACAACCACUCUGACUGAGAACCCGACCAUCACCGAGGCUGACACAACAACAGCAGAGAUCACUACUACAGCUGAACCAACGACAACCACAGCGGCUGCAUCUGAACCAGAACCUGGCUGCGGCGAUCCUGGACUUACCGGGACGUACACUUACAGCGGUGUCACAUUUGACUUGCUGUGCGAUCGAUCCUUCGGCUACUAUUACCUGGAUGAGUUCCCGACUGCAAGUUUUGGCGAGUGCCUAAGGCGUUGCGCACUGAACGAUGCUUGCCAGGGCGUUGGUUGGAGGUCUGAAUUCUGUACGUUGACCUCAGGACUGUUUGUCUUCGGGACAUCUCCCGGUAAUGAUGUUGGCCAAGUAAUCGCGCGAUCUGUAUAG
Messenger RNA from Fusarium coffeatum, 1935 nucleotides. RefSeq lists its product as uncharacterized. The transcript is spliced from 3 exons. NCBI's taxonomy places the organism in Eukaryota, Fungi, Ascomycota, Sordariomycetes, Hypocreales, Nectriaceae. The coding region runs from base 1 to 1935 and encodes 644 amino acids. The record is from RefSeq and is a predicted model, not a curated record.